Molecule: messenger RNA, 1383 nt
Organism: Symbiodinium natans
Lineage: Eukaryota; Dinophyceae; Suessiales; Symbiodiniaceae
Source: the annotation of a GenBank genome assembly
AUGGGGAAAAUCCCGGAGGUGAGCAGCUUGGGCGCCAGGAUUGCGGAGCUGCAGGCUCGUCUGGACGACGAAUGGGGUUGGCACUCGUGGCACGCCGCCUUCGGUCGGUAUCGCUCCUUUGUCAAAAGCCCUGUCUUCGAGAUCUCUUUUGCCAGCUUGAUCGUUGUCAACGCACUGGUGAUGGCGCUGGACGUUCAAGUCGUAGGCAUCGACAUCGGAGCGAAGCUCAACUAUGCGUCAUACCAGCCAACAGCUGUGACUGCACCCUGGGCAAGGCUCCUCGUAGAUCGUAUGGACCUCUUCUUUGGCAUUGCCUUCACCGCUGAGAUACUUCUGAAGUGCGCAGCCCUCGGAUUCGGCUUUCUAAAAGAUCCCUGGAACUGGAUCGACACUGGGAUCGUCUGCUGCUGGUACGUCGACGUCGCCGACAGUGCGCUGAUCCCGGUCAACGCCUCCCUGCUCAGGCUGCUGAGGCUGCUGAGGCUGCUUCGCUUGUUGAGGCUCGUCAGGGUGAUCAAGGCGUUCGACUCGCUCUACCUAAUCACCACUGCCUUGAAGGGGAGCGCCUUAAUCUUGACCUGGGCCUGCGUGCUGCUGCUCUUUCUGCAAGUGCUGGCUGCUCUGCUGCUGAACCAAGUUCUCUACGCGUUUUACUUCACCAACGAGCGCUUUCCGAUCAGCGAGCGCCAUCAGGUGUUCGCCUACUUUGGGACCUUCACGCGGUCCAUGCUCUCGAUGUUCGAGAUAACUCUAGCCGACUUCCCCGAGAUAUGCAGGCUGCUGACUGAGAACGUGUCGGAGUGGUUUAUGCUGGUGUGCAUCGUCCACAAGCUCAUCAUUGGGUUUGCCGUUGUUAGUGUCAUCAAUGGCGUUUUCAUCGAGGAGACGUUCAGAGUGGCAUCGUCUGACAACUUUGUCAUGAUGAGGGCGAAGGAGAAGACGUCCAAGAUACACGAGAUGAAGAUGAUGCAGCUGUUCUUACAAGCUGACAGCGAUCAAGACGGUCUCGUCAGCAGAGAGGAGUGGAGAGCACUCCUCAGUCAUCCAGCUGUUCAGCUUUGGAUCGGCUCCAUGGAUCUGGACGUAGAAGAUUCGGAUGGCCUGUAUGAUCUCAUCCUUGCAGAGGACAAGGAUCGUGGCCUCACCAUGGAUGGACUCAUCCGGGGUAUUGACCGGCUCAAGGGCACUGCGAAGAGCUAUGACGUGCAGCUGCUCUUGCGACAGGUGGGCUCGCUUGCGGCUAACGUGGACAAGCUCAAUACCAAGCUCACUUCAAGCAAGUACCAAGGAGCCUCUGUUUUGCAGAACUUGGCUGGCCCGGCAGAAGACAUCGGCAAGGAAGGACAUGCAUGCCAAUUGAUGCGGGGAGCCGCCUGGUGCUAA